AUGGCUAGAGUCCAAAGUCCACCACUUCUGACACAAAUACAAGUCGCGAGGAGUUACUCGGAACAAGCGACCGCUCUUCGCGCGUUGAGGGAUGAGAUAAUCGGGCACUCCCAACGGAAAGAACAGUGGAUACAAAACGGCGUGCUGGAGUUGCUUGUCAAGAUUCUCCAGAACAAUGGCAUCUCGCCGAGAAGCUCGAGUGGCAAGGAACGCAGUCGGACAGGGCAGUCCGCGGGGCUCUCGGAAGAGGCUACCGUGAGGCUGUUAUCUUUACAGCUCGUUGCCAGCUUCGCAUACGUCGUGUUGACGGCCCUACGGACUUUCAAGAACAUCACAGAAGCCACCCGGCUUGCGACCCCCGGUGCCGAAGAUACAACAAACUUGUCGGAUGCGUUGUUUUCUACCAGCUCACUUGCCGCUUUUUAUGACAUUCUCUCUCAAGAGUCAAGAGAUGGCGUGGUACAGGAACAAAAACGCUUAGUGGCGAGCCUAAUCAGCAGCUUAUGCAAGACUCCGACACACCAAAACGCCCUGGCUGACUCCGGUGUUAUGGAUGCGCUAGCUACGAUGCUGGCAAGUUUCGUUGUUGAGAGGGGGGAGGUUAUUCCAGGAGCAGAAAUAGCCGGGCGCAACGACGGACUAGCAGGUCUGAUCCCGGCUCCUGCACCUCCUGGUGCCGACCUGGCCCUGACGCUCCAGGCCCUAUCCACCAUCAUCGCCAACUCGCGUUUCCGCUCAUACCUGUUGCUAUGUUCUCCGGCCAUCGUGGCGGUCUUCUCUUCGGUUGGAGGUAUACCUCUCGCUCCGGAGUCGAAAGCAGCCUGGUAUGCGCUUGAGAUGAGCGGGUUUGGCACCAUCCGGCCUAGGGGGCCCCAAGCAAUGGACCUCUUGCUUCCCGCGGUUCCUAUCCCUCAGGCCAGGUCUCAAUCGAGAGGUUUCAGCGACUAUCCACCGCUGGGCUUCUCCUCAUCCCGGGAAGAUCUCGCCGCCAGCAGCAGCCAGGGGUCGACGUUCAAGUUUACCGGGGUGGGCGUGGGCCGUCCCGAUACGGCUGACGAGGAUGAGGAGGCUGAUGAGCCUGAAAGCCCUCUUAUCCCAUGGCUUAUUCGUCUUGCUCUGUCAACCCAGGGUCUCGAGAGAGUCAUGGCUGCUUCCCUAGUGACAUCGCUGUUCAAGGCUGGGUUUGCGUGUCCGGAACGCGAACAAAUGCUCGCAGUGCUCGUUGUUCCGCUCCUGGGGCAGCUGAUGAAGGAGCAUGAUGAGGAAAGCCCCGCCUCUGUCCAGCAGUCCGCUACCGUGGGGCCUGACGUGGCCAGGCGUUGGGAAAUUCAAGAGCGGGCUCCGGAUGUUCUAGCUCGGCUUGUUGGGGAGAGCGAAACUCUGCAGCGGGCGGCACGCGAAUGCGGAGUGCCUAAGAUGGCCGUUAAGCUCUUGAAGGAUUCGUACAAACCCCAGCCAGUGAGCUGCCCCCCUCAGCAGUGGUCAAGUAAGCCUGACCGAGGUGCGGAUGCCGAAGGAACCCCAGCUUCCUGCCGGCUCGGACCGCCUGGCCGGGUGCCUGCAUAUGGUCACAAAAUAAACACGCGGGAAAGCGCCCUGAAACUUGUGGCGGCAAUGGCCACACUGAGCAAUGAAUAUCGGGAGGCGCUCGUCGACGCAGAUGCCGUUUCGUACAUUGUGGAGUCACUCUGUCCAAACCCCGGCAAGCCAAAAAACCCCAGGGAACAAUCAUCCUCAGAAAAGGGACCUGAAGAUGGAAAUGCCGGCGGGCCCUCAGCGUAUGGCCACAACCCCAAUUCCGUCCUCAUGGCAGCAUGCCACGCUAUCAGGGCGCUCGCGCGGUCGCCCAAGAUCGUACGGACCACGAUGAAGGACCACGAUGUCGGAAAGCCAAUCAAUAAGUUGCUCAACCAUCCCGACACCGAAGUCCAGAUUGCUGCUUCCGGCGCAGUCAUCAAUGUAGUUACCAGCCACAGCCCUGUCGCGGCGACGUUGUGCAAGCAUACGCACUCACUCAACGCCGGCUUGCAAAUAAACGCGCUUUGGGCACUCAAGCACCUAGUACUCGAAAUGGACAAUAACAUUAGGAAGCCGUGUUUAGAUACGCUGGGGUCGGGGUGGCUCGUCCAACUCAUCAGCGACGAUGACACGUCCGAAGGAGAAGGAGUCCGGACACGGUCGCGGCCAGGACAGCGAGCGGCCGUUGACGACGACGACGACGAAGACAUGGACAAGGAAACGCUUGGCGGAGAGGACGAUGGCGCACACAACGAGUGGGUCUGGGCCGCCCAAAUCCACACCCCGCAAGUCUCUAGCUCGGCGCGCCUGCGACAAGCUGCCGCCAAACUUGAAGCCCUCCACGACGCGGAGCUCAACCCCGCUCGCAAGGCCCGGGCUGACCGCCUCGCGAUUCGGGAACAAGCCCUCGGGUUCAUCCGCAACUUUCUCACGAUUUCCACGUCGACCGGCCUACUGGAGAUGGUCGACUACCUGUUCACAGAGCUAGACCAGGAUCGACUGUUCUCCAUCCUGGCGGACAGGCUCAAGGUGCGCGUGGUGGGCGCGGUCGGGCGGCGGGCCUCGUCCGGGCGUGGGACCGGGCGCGACGCGCUGGUGCUCUACCCGCAGGCGCGCAUCGUCGAGAACGUGGCGUACAUUCUCGUCCACAUCGCGGCGGGCCCUCCGGCGUACCGGCAGUUGGUCAUCGCCCAGACGGAGCUCGUCAAGCUCCUGGGCGGGCACUUCAACAGCAAAGAUGCCAACGUUCGGCGCGCGCUUUGCCAGCUCUUCAUCAACCUGUGUUGGGCCGAGGACGAAAACGACUUCGAACCCUGCACGCAACGCGUCUCGGCGCUGGAGCAGCUCGGGUUCCUGGCCAAGCUGCAGGGCUUGGAGGUGGGGGAUGUGGACUUGGGCGUCCGGGAACGGGCCAGGGCGGCCGUGGGCCAGAUGAAGACCCCGACUGUGUAG
Messenger RNA from Chaetomium globosum CBS 148.51, 2970 nucleotides. RefSeq lists its product as uncharacterized. Gene Ontology annotation, cellular component: GID complex. The coding region runs from base 1 to 2970 and encodes 989 amino acids. Lineage: Eukaryota; Fungi; Ascomycota; Sordariomycetes; Sordariales; Chaetomiaceae. The transcript is spliced from 3 exons. Gene Ontology annotation, biological process: proteasome-mediated ubiquitin-dependent protein catabolic process. The record is from RefSeq and is a predicted model, not a curated record.